CACUGGCGAGUUAAAUUUUCUCGAGGAUCUGGUCACCAUUUUCUUCUUCCUCCUUCGAUUUUCAGCUCAAACUAAAUCUUCCCCAAUCUAUUAUUUCGGAAAUUAGUCUCAAUCUCUAGGGUUUUCUUCAAUCCACGUGUCGAAAUGCUAGGUGGGUUGUACGGAGACCUCCCUCCACCCUCCGAUGACGACAAACCAACCACCACCACCUCCAACGUCUGGUCCACCACCGCCAAGAUGGCGCCCCCCACUCUCCGAAAACCAUCCUCAAUUUUCGCGCCUCCACAAACCAUCCUCAAAUCCCAACCCAAACCCAAAACCCUAAAUCCCCUGCCCAAACCCCAAAACUCCCCAGUAAUCCUCCCGUCCCCCGCCGAUGCCACGUCAUCCCCCCCUCAACCGGCCCUCGUUGGCGUAACAUCCACCGUCAUCGAAGAGUACGACCCUGCCCGACCCAACGAUUACGAAGAUUACAGAAGAGAACGAAAGAGAAAACAAAUGGAAGCCGAAAUGAGGAGGGAAUUGGAGAGAAGAAGGCAAGAAGAAGAAGAAAGAGAGAGGGAGAGAAAAGAGAGAGAGGAGAGGGAGCGAGAACGGGAGCGGGAGCGAGAGCAGGAUUUAUCUUCGAGGGUGAAUAUAUCGGGAGAGGAAGCAUGGAAGAGACGCGCGGCGAUGAGCGGUGGGGGAGGAGGGGUGCCGAGGUCGCCGUCCCCUCCGGGUAAUGCGGAGGGAGGUGGGUUUAGGAUUGGGAAGUCGGAGACGAGCGGGUUGGGAUUGGGGGCGGGUGGGCAAAUGACGGCGGCGCAGAGGAUGAUGGCGAGAAUGGGGUGGAAGGAGGGGCAAGGGCUUGGAAAACAGGAGCAGGGAAUCACGACGCCAUUGAUGGCGAAAAAGACUGAUAGGAGAGCAGGGGUUAUUGUGAAUGCCAGUGAGAACAAAGCGGAGAAGAAGGUUAAGAGUGUCAACCUCAAUGGGACGCCUACCCGGGUUUUAAUGCUCCGGAACAUGGUUGGUCCUGGUGAGGUAGACGACGAGCUAGAAGACGAGGUUGGAUCUGAGUGUGCAAAGUAUGGAACAGUUACCCGGGUUCUCAUAUUUGAAAUCACAGAGCCAAAUUUCCCAGUCGAUGAGGCAGUGAGAAUCUUUGUGCAAUUUGAGAGAUCAGAAGAGACAACAAAAGCAUUAAUCGACCUCGAUGGUCGGUUUUUUGGUGGUAGAGUGGUGCGUGCAUCAUUUUAUGACGAGGAGAGAUUUGGUAAAAACGAGUUGGCUCCAAUGCCAGGGGAGAUUCCGGGUUUCACCUGAAGUAACAGAAAGUUGUGAUUGCAAUGCAAGGCGAAUUUCCCUCAGGGUUUUGAUGAUAAAAUUAAUAGGACUAAGAUAUGGUCUUCAUUUAAACAGAUUGAGCAGGUUUGGCGCUGUUGUAAGUAGAGCAUUAAGACCUGGAGUAGCCUUUUCUCUUUUAGGCAGUUGGUUAGAAUUAUGCUUUGUAACGAUAACAGAAUUAUUGUGGCAUGAGGGAAUUGUUUGUUGUUACAAUUA
Messenger RNA from Pistacia vera, 1542 nucleotides. Its product is annotated as DNA-damage-repair/toleration protein DRT111, chloroplastic-like. Gene Ontology annotation, cellular component: precatalytic spliceosome. The transcript is spliced from 2 exons. Bases 145 to 1305 code for a protein of 386 amino acids. Gene Ontology annotation, biological process: mRNA cis splicing, via spliceosome. NCBI's taxonomy places the organism in Eukaryota, Viridiplantae, Streptophyta, Magnoliopsida, Sapindales, Anacardiaceae. Gene Ontology annotation, molecular function: RNA binding. The record is from RefSeq and is a predicted model, not a curated record.